GCACAAUAUAUCGACCACUAUAACUUAUCGGCUGUAUAAUUAUUUGUUUAUUUGUUAUUCACGAAUUGCAAUAAAAAACCGCAAAAAUGGGUAAACGACAGCAUCAAAAAGAUAAAAUGUACUUAACGUACACCGAAUGGAGCGAGUUCUACGGUGGCAAGAAAGUGGAAUCCUUGGAGAAUGAGCACAUAAAAUUUAAACGUUUGCCAUUUGCAAAUUGCUGCAUAACUAUGGCUCCAUUUGAGAUGCCCUAUAGUGAUCUCAACGGUAACGUCUUUGAGUAUGAGGCGAUACUGACCUUUCUGAAAAAGUUCAAAGUGAAUCCCAUUACUGGGCAGAAAAUGGACUCAAAAUCCUUGAUAAAGCUGCACUUCCACAAGAAUGCCAAUGACGAAUACCAUUGCCCAGCACUGUUCAAGCCAUUCAGCAAAAACUCGCAUAUUGUAGCUGUCGGCACCACGGGCAACGUUUACUGUUGGGAGGCCAUCGAGCAGCUGAACAUCAAGACUAAGAACUGGAAGGAUUUAAUUGAUGACACACCAUUUCUUCGGAAGGACAUCAUUACCAUACAAGAUCCACAACAUUUGGAAAAGUACGAUAUAUCCAAGUUCUAUUAUAUACGUAAAAACAUGCGCGUUUUAACCGAGGAAGAGCAACUGGAACGAAAAGAUCCCUUAAAUCGCAUCAAGACAAUGAAUCUGGAAACGAAAGAGACCCUGGCACAACUUCAGAAAGACUAUCAACCAGCCGAGGAGAUACCAUCCGGCUCUAAGCGGACAGCCGACAAAUUUAAUGCAGCUCAUUACUCUACGGGUGCAGUGUCUGCCAGCUUCACAUCGACUGCCAUGAUGCCCGUAUCUCAGAUCGAGGCAGCCAUUAUAGACGACGAUAUUGUCAAGUACGAGCGGGUCAAUAAGAAAGGCUACGUGCGCCUGAACACAAACUUCGGACCACUCAACCUGGAACUCUAUUGCGAGCAGACACCGCGCGCCUGCGAUAAUUUUAUCAAACACUGCGCAGAUGGUUAUUACAAUGGCGUAUUGUUUCACCGCUCCAUAAGGAACUUUAUUAUACAAGGAGGUGAUCCUACAGGCACCGGUGCCGGCGGUAAAUCGAUUUGGGGCAAGUCGUUUGAAGAUGAAUUUAAGCCAAAUCUGUCGCACACUGGACGUGGCGUACUCUCCAUGGCCAAUGCGGGACCAAAUACUAAUGGCUCACAAUUUUUCAUUACCUAUCGAUCGUGCAAGCAACUUGACGGUAAGCACACGAUCUUUGGUAAAUUAGUUGGAGGUCUUGAGACGCUCCAGAAGAUGGAACACAUUGAAGUGGACAAUAAAGACAGGCCAAUUGAGGACAUUAUAAUAGAGAAUACUCAGGUGUAUGUUAAUCCAUUCGAAGAAGCUGCCGAACAGUUGGCCAAAGAGCGCGCUGAUGAAGCCGCCAGUAAACAAGUGGCUGCCACAAAACUGGAGCAACAAAAGCGUUUAAACGAGCCCCUUAAAGUGUAUCGUGAGGGCGUCGGUAAAUACCUGAAACCGAGUGCGUCUAAAAAACCCGAGGCCCAAUCAACAGCAAAUCCCGCCAAAAAGAAGAAAAAUUCAAAUGGUUUUGGCGAUUUCUCUAGCUGGUAGCUGUUCCGCAAUAAACAAAUGUUUUUACUAAAUUAA
Drosophila innubila is the source of this 1667-nucleotide messenger RNA. RefSeq names its product RING-type E3 ubiquitin-protein ligase PPIL2. Gene Ontology annotation, biological process: protein polyubiquitination; protein peptidyl-prolyl isomerization; protein folding. Lineage: Eukaryota; Metazoa; Arthropoda; Insecta; Diptera; Drosophilidae. Bases 87 to 1631 code for a protein of 514 amino acids. The record is from RefSeq and is a predicted model, not a curated record. The transcript is spliced from 4 exons. Gene Ontology annotation, molecular function: peptidyl-prolyl cis-trans isomerase activity; ubiquitin-ubiquitin ligase activity. Gene Ontology annotation, cellular component: catalytic step 2 spliceosome.